Hordeum vulgare subsp. vulgare (domesticated barley) is the source of this 3315-nucleotide messenger RNA. RefSeq names its product receptor kinase-like protein Xa21. Gene Ontology annotation, molecular function: protein kinase activity; ATP binding; protein binding. The record is from RefSeq and is a predicted model, not a curated record. The transcript has 3 exons. NCBI's taxonomy places the organism in Eukaryota, Viridiplantae, Streptophyta, Magnoliopsida, Poales, Poaceae. The coding region runs from base 109 to 3225 and encodes 1038 amino acids. Gene Ontology annotation, biological process: protein phosphorylation.
UGUGGAUGCGAUGACGCUGUGAACGUGGUUUUAAACCCCUGGGACCUCAGCCAGUUUAGCAUCCAGUAUCCCAACUCACAUUUCACACCACAACACCCGGAAAAAACCAUGCAAGAACGGCCGCCGUCUUGUGCGACCCGCCAUAGCAAAGGUAACGGAGGGCAUAUGUCUGCCAAUCUACCGUGGAGACUCACCAUGCUUAUGCUACUGUCAUUGCUCCUCAUUUCUUGUGGGGUUCGCAACGCCCGUUGCUCCAUAGUCCCUUCUGAUAACAGCAUGGACAUGCUCUGGUUGCUCGAUUUCAAGGCCGCAACCGACGACCCAACACAAUCCUUAAGCUCUUGGAACAGUAGCAUCCCCCAUUGCCUGUGGAAGGGCGUCAACUGUAGCCUGGCACACCCAGGGCGUGUCACUGCACUCAACCUCACCCGCCAAACCUUGCAAGGCAAAAUCGCUCCCUCUCUUGGAAAUCUAACCUUGCUCACAACACUGAUUCUCUCCUCAAACGGCUUUUUUGGUCAGUUGCCCACACAUAACCGCCUUCAUAGGCUGCAAUACCUUGAAUUGGGCAACAACAAGUUGCAGGGGUUCAAUCCUGAUGCACUAAGAAAUUGCUCCAACUUGUCCUAUCUAGACCUUUCUUUCAACUUGAUAACUAGCUCACUCCCCCCAAACAUCGGUUCCCUCUCCAGCCUUGUCCAAUUGGACCUUGCACAAAAUAGCUUCUUUGGCAUCAUCCCACCAAGUAUACAAAACAUCACCAAAUUAAAGUUUCUCGCUCUGUCAAAUAAUCAGAUCGAAGGUAACAUUCCGGUUGAGCUUGGGCACUUACCAGAUAUUACCAUGUUGCUUCUAGGGGGUAACAUGUUAUCCGGUAGAAUCCCAAGAACACUUCUAAACAAUUCUGCCCUUUCAGUCCUCGACUUGAAUUCGAAUUUUCUACAAAUGAAACUGCCUUCUAACAUUGGCGAUACUCUUCCAAAUCUCAUUGCGCUUCAAUUGCAGGACAAUAUGUUCGAGGGUAAAAUCCCUGCCUCCCUAGGCAACGCUUCAUUCCUAUUCAUAAUACAAUUAUCAUAUAACAAUCUUACCGGCCAAAUUCCGACUUCUUUCGGAAACCUUCGAGAUAUGACUUAUCUAGAACUCGAUCAUAACAAGUUGGAUGCAAAGGACAAUCAAGGAUGGAAAUUCUUAGAUGCAUUGAGCAAUUGUGGUUCUCUGCAAGUCCUCGGGUUAAAUGAUAAUCAUUUGAAUGGAGCCAUACCUAAUUCAGUUGGAAAUUUGUCGACUAGUCUUAAAGAACUUGGAUUCCAUUAUAACUACUUGUCCGGGACAGUUCCAGAGGGCAUACGAAAUCUUACUGGCUUAACUAUGCUGUUACUUGAUCAUAAUAACCUAACCGGUCCAAUUGGAACAUGGGUUGGAAAUUUUAAAAACUUAUCAGUUGUAAGUCUUUCAGAUAAUAAGUUCACUGGGCUGAUUCCAUCCUCCAUUGGCAGCUUAGCUCAGCUGACCGAACUCUUCUUCUCUCGAAAUAAUUUCGAAGGUCCUAUACCGCCCAGUUUGGGAAACCUUCCAUUUCUGUUACAGCUGGAUCUUAGUAAUAACAGUCUACAGGGCCAUAUUCCUAAUGAGCUCUUUAGUCGUCUCUCUGGAAUGACCAAUUGCAUAAUAUCCUAUAAUAACUUAGAUGGUCCAAUACCUCCGGAGGUUAGCAAUCUUAAACAACUUACGAAACUAGACCUUUCAUCGAACAAGCUCUCUGGUCAAAUCCCUGUCACUUUAGGCGAGUGUCAGGGGUUGGAGAUCCUCCUAGUGGACAACAAUUUUCUCUCAGGAAACAUUCCGAAGUCCAUGAGUGGUCUAAAAAGUUUGAGCAUGCUCAAUCUUUCGCAUAAUAAUUUGUCAGGAUCCAUCGCAACAGAGCUAAGUAAUCUUCCAUAUCUCACCCAGCUGGAUCUGUCUUAUAACAAUCUACAAGGUGAAAUACCAAGAGAUGGAGUAUUCAGAAAUGCUACAGCUACUUCAGUUGAGGGUAAUUGGGGGCUCUGUGGAGGUGCCAUGGAUCUUCACAUGCCCAUGUGUCCUACUGUUUCCCGGAAAUCAGAGACAGAAUACUAUUUGGUCAGAGCACUGAUUCCAUUAUUUGGCUUCAUGUCACUUAUAAUGCUGACUUAUGUUAUAUUCUUUGGCAAGAAGACGUCACAAAGAACAUACACAAUUUUGCUUUCUUUUGGUAAGAAGUUCCCUAGAGUUGCUUACAAUGAUCUAGCUGGAGCUACAGGGAAUUUCUCAGAGUUAAACCUUGUCGGAAGAGGAAGCUAUGGUUCAGUGUACAGAGGAAAGUUAACUCAAGCUAAAAUACAAGUGGCUAUAAAGGUUUUUGACCUUGAUAUGAAAUUUGCCGACAAAAGUUUUGUAACCGAAUGCGAGGUUCUGUGUAGAAUUCGGCACCGGAACCUGGUACCUAUCCUAACUGCGUGUUCAACAAUAGACAAUAAAGGUGAUCCUUUCAAAUCUCUAAUUUAUGAAUUCAUGCCUAAUGGAAAUUUGGACACAUGGUUGCAUAACAAAUAUUUGGGUAGUUCUACAAGAUGUUUGAGUUUAGCCCAAAGAACAAGCACAGCCAUUGGUAUUGCUGAUGCAUUGGCUUAUUUACACAAUGAUUGUGAAAGGCAGAUUGCACAUUGUGAUUUGAAGCCAACAAAUAUCCUUCUUGAUGAUGACAUGAAUGCUUAUUUGGGAGAUUUUGGCAUAGCAAGCCUCAUUGGACAUUCAACCUUAGACACCUCAAUGGGACUGAAGGGAACGAUAGGGUACAUCGCUCCUGAGUAUGGUCAAAGUGGGCAGGCAUCAACCCAUGGCGACGUUUACAGUUUUGGAAUAGUACUCCUAGAGAUGCUCAUUGGCAAAAGACCAACGGCGGAUCCUAUGUUUGAGAAUGAACUCAACAUGGUCAACUUUGUGCAGAGGAGCUAUCCGGAUAAGAUACAUCAUAUCAUUGAUGCCCGCCUCAGUGGAGAAUGCAAGAUCUAUAUCCGAACAAGCAUUGGAACAGAAAAUGCGGCCCAUGGAUGCGUACUAUCACUCAUGCAAGUGGCUUUGUCUUGUACGCGUCUGAUCCCAAGGGAACGCAUGAGCAUAAGAGAAGUAGCCAAUAAGUUGCAUUCAAUCCAAACAUUAUACAUUAGAGAGACCAAGCGAGAGCAAGUCUUGCUUCGCUAGAGUGGUUUGCACCGCAUCGGGUCAUGAUUGUAUUUUAAAGCAGGUUCAGUUCACAAUAGACAUAAAUAAAAGAAGAGAAAUUAGCCAUAA